Molecule: messenger RNA, 2085 nt
Organism: Cataglyphis hispanica
Lineage: Eukaryota; Metazoa; Arthropoda; Insecta; Hymenoptera; Formicidae
Product: lysosomal acid glucosylceramidase-like
Exons: 8
Coding region: 53-1840 (595 amino acids)
Biological process (GO): glucosylceramide catabolic process
Molecular function (GO): glucosylceramidase activity
Source: RefSeq, a predicted model, not a curated record
CGUAUCGUAGCCACUUAUCGAGCUGUCUACCCGCCGGAACAAGCUGUUCAGUAUGCUGUUACAAAAGGCAGGACGUAUCCAGCCGGGAAGCAAUUUCAAGGGGAAUUCAACGAAGUAUCCAUGCGCCAUCAUACUGACGAAGAAAUGGAUCACCCACGACAGCAUUACGCAAUCGGCCUUUCCGACUUAUCUUGAGAGACCAGCGUUUUCCUCAUGUUGCGUCUCGGAGUAUCGGAAAUUUUUUUCUCUUAAAAUCAUCAGAUUUGUCGUCUUAUUGAAAAUGCUACGUGCCAUAAUUCUGAUUGCCGUCUUUGCUGCAGUAAAAGGCGAUGGAUGCAUACCACUUUCAUUUGGAGAAAAGGGUAAUGUGUGCAUCUGUAAUUCGACAUAUUGUGACACAAUAGAGAUGCCGCAACUGCAAACGGAUCAGUUUCUCUGGUAUAUUUCUACCAAAGAUGGCAAAAUGAUGGAAUAUUCCAUUAACAAUUUCUCCAACGAGGAUGAAAUUAAAAAUAAGUCUGAGAGAAUUAAAGUUCUCACAAUAGACAGUAGUCUGAAGUAUCAACAAAUAUUUGGAUUCGGUGGAGCAAUGACUGAUGCCGCUGCACUCAAUAUUAGAACUCUCAGUAAUGAGACUCAACACAAAUUGCUUGAGUCGUAUUUUGGUUCCACUGGUAUCGGAUAUACAUAUUGCCGACUACCUAUCGCGGGUACAGACUUCUCAACGAGACCAUAUACAUACGACGACGUACCCGGCGAUAUUACAUUAAGUAAUUUCAGUCUCGUGGAGGAAGAUGACUAUAAAAUCGAAUAUCUACAUCAUAUCGAAAGUAUUAUGCCCGAUUCAGACAAUCUAAAAAUAUUAACUACUUCAUGGUCUGCUCCCCCCUGGAUGAAAAACACCAACAACAUAAAGUGGGGUACCUUAAAAUCUGAAUAUAAGCAACUUUAUGCUAAUUACAUCAAGAAAUUCUUUGACGCGUACAAAGAGCGUGGUAUAAAAAUAUGGGGUAUAACGCCCGGCAACGAGCCAUUAGACGGACUUAUCCCAUUCUUUCCUUUUAAUGCUAUGCUAUGGAUGCCCACUGAAGAAGCAGAAUGGUCCGUAAAUUAUUUAGCUCCAACUUUGUCCGAAUACAAAGAUCUUCUUUAUAUAGCAAUGGACGAUCAACGUUUCGAAUUACCUUGGUAUCCCGACAUAAUGUUCCAAAAUCAAAAGGCUAAAGAGUUAUUCUCCGGUAUUGCGGUCCAUUGGUAUGCAGAUCAGAUAUUUUCACCAGACAGAAUAACCAUUACGCAUAAUAAAUAUCCAGACAAAUUUUUAAUAAUGACCGAGGCAUGCACCGGUAGUACUGGUACCGAUCCUUUCGGGCCAAAGGUAGAUUUAGGAUCAUGGAAACGAGGAGAAGAAUAUAUAGAAGAUAUAAUAGAGAACUUAUUACAUUGGGUGAGUGGAUGGAUAGAUUGGAAUUUAGCGCUCAAUGAGAGUGGUGGACCAAAUUGGGCUCAAAAUAAUGUGGAUUCACCUAUUAUUGUAAUACCGCAAAAAGAUCAGUUUUAUAAACAGCCUAUGUUCUAUGCAAUUUCUCAUUUUAGCAAGUUUGUAACACGCGGUUCUUAUAGAAUCUUUUCCAGAGAAGAAACAUCUUCUUUCGAUCAAAACAAUACAACUGAAUCAAUAGCUUUCUUGACGCCUGAACAAAAAAUUAUUGUCGUGAUUGUUAACAAAAAUGAUGAGCCUGUUGCUUUGACAAUCAAAAAUAAGAUUGAAAGCAAAAUAAUAAACAUAAACUUACCUGCAAAAUCUUUCCAUACAAUAUCAUAUUUGGCAGAGCAGUAAUAUAUAUUCAUGUAAAAUACAUAUAUAUUCAUGUAAAAUACAAAUGGAGAAUACCUCUAUAAAAUUUUUCAGUUUUCUUAAAGGAAAGGACGAAACAUUGUACAAUAUUUUGUACAACUUUUUUAUGGAAUAAAGAUAGAUUGAUAAAAAUAAAUUUUAAGGAAUAAAGAUGGAUUGUAUGUUGUGUGGACAUAUAUAUGGUUAUAAAAAUUAAUAUAAAUAUAAUUAUCUUUUAAUCAUUGGUA